Teleopsis dalmanni is the source of this 1135-nucleotide messenger RNA. RefSeq lists its product as uncharacterized. The record is from RefSeq and is a predicted model, not a curated record. NCBI's taxonomy places the organism in Eukaryota, Metazoa, Arthropoda, Insecta, Diptera, Diopsidae.
GCAUAAGCAAAGCGACAUAAACAAAAGAGUUUCAUAUUACCAACGAAAGUAUUGCCACACGCUGUUCCAAUUGCUGAACACAUGUUACAAUAUUUUCAAUAGUAAUAUUUCCUAUAUUGCAAAAGACAUGUGCAAGCAAUAUUGUCAAUGCACUCUAAUAAUAACUUUGACGUUUGACUUAAAUGAGCAAACAGUGUAGUCGCUAUGCAAUGCAUUCUGCAAGGUCAGCAAUCACUUUGAUUGGCUGCGGUUAUACUUUUCCAGGUUUUGUCUGGAAUAAAGAGGCGGAGUCAUGAGAUCGCUAUAAUCUAGAAAAAUGUAUAAAUACCUAAACUAUUGUUCAAUAAAAUCAAGAAUAUACUUAUGACUGCAGAAAUAUAUGUAUUGUUGAAUUUAUUCUCACUCCUUCUGGCCAAGUAACACUGGUCUAGGUACCAGCGGUAACAAGCCGCUUGAUAACUUGUUCUUGAUUGCAUCAGUAGGUUUUGGAUGCAUGCUCGUAUCAGGCAGGAAUAAUUACACGCACUCACAAGACAAGUAUUACGUCUCAUUUUACCUGACGAUCCUGUCUACAUCUGAACGGGUUAACACAUUACAUGGUGAUCCAGCCAUUACAUUGAUUGAAUAUUGCCCAUACAUCCAUUUAUACAUUACAUGGCGAUCCUGCCAUUCAUUACACUAGUUCCAUUACAAAGAAGUUACAUUACAUGGCAAUCAUUACAUUACAUGGCAAUCCUGCCAUUACAUGGCGAUCCUGCAGGCUUCAGUGCCAAGCGGACCAAUUAGAAACUAUACCAUUUGAAUUAAUUGAAAUCAACACGAUAUGGUAGAUGAAGCGACCUUCCACGCAAUUUUUCGCAAAUACGAAUUGAUACUUCAAGCGACGAAUACAAAAUCAGAAGAAUACGUUCCAGAACAAGUGGUGCAACACGAAGAAGCAUAUCCGACGUAUGUACCAACACCACGGUCAGCCGGCCCAAAAGCAAUUACAAUAGAAGAAUACAAAAGGCGACAAGAGGCAAGAAAAAGACCUACCACACCUGUCAAUCCACCACCAAAAAAGAAGCCAAACAGACGGAGAGGAAAAGCAUUCCGCCAACGAAAGCAAAUUGCUCAACUGUACGAGAGGUACAAC